Danaus plexippus (monarch butterfly) is the source of this 1324-nucleotide messenger RNA. Its product is annotated as RNA-binding protein 42. The transcript has 7 exons. NCBI's taxonomy places the organism in Eukaryota, Metazoa, Arthropoda, Insecta, Lepidoptera, Nymphalidae. Gene Ontology annotation, molecular function: mRNA binding. The coding region runs from base 299 to 1252 and encodes 317 amino acids. The record is from RefSeq and is a predicted model, not a curated record.
AUAUUUAACUAAUAGUGUAGGUACUUUAUAGGUUGUAGAAUUGUGAAAAAUCCGAAAUAGUAACAGUAACGUUUAAUACGUUACUGUGGAAUAAAAAGAAAUUCCUAAAUAAUUUUCUUAACAUCCUUUAACUAUUUAGCACUGGUGAGCCGUGAGGUGGAUAUCUAUUUCAAUCUGGCGGCCACAAUGCUGUGUACAAGUGUACGUACUGAUUAAAAAGGAAUUAUUUAAUCGAGUAUUGGUUACGUUGCUACGUAAAGUUUUUGGAUUGCUUUUAGUUAAAACUCCGUGCAGCAUCAUGGACAACUCCAGCAAACUACAGCAGAUGCAAGAUGAAAUGUCCAGAUUCGAGGCAGAGAUCUCAGGAUCGGAUCUAUUGGCCAUGCGGCCAGUUAUAGGUGCGGGAACCUUUGGGGCUGUACAGCAACAAUUAGAGCGGGCUCUGCCUCAUCCUCCAGCGAUGAUGCCACAGUUCGAUGUCAUGGGAGCUCGCUUGAUGUACCCGACUGUACCACCACCGCCUCCACCACCAUCCAUGAUGGUACCAGCGUCGGUGCAAAGACGUCCGCCUGGUAGUGAAGUAUUUCCCCCACAUCCAUUCAUAAGACCCGGGAUUCCCGGACCCCAAAUACCACCACCACCUCCAAAACCACAGCCGGUAGUGCUCACCGCAGCCCCCAAACUGUACAAACAAUCCAAGGAAGACGAAGCCCUGAAAGACCAACUUGAUGGCAAGAAAAGGAAACGAGAACGUCCAUUGACUCCUCCCCGAGAGCCUGAGAUAGAGCCAUUACCCCCACCACCAAUCAUCCACAUAGACACCAGUGCACCAAAGGCCAAAAAAGAGAAAAAACAUAGAAAGGUUGUGCGAACAGCCGGUGGUCAGACUUGGGAGGAUGUGACCUUACUUGACUGGCCCGACGAUGACUUCAGGAUGUUCUGCGGAGAUCUUGGAAACGACGUCACUGAUGAACUACUGACUAGAACAUUUGGCAAGUACAGUUCAUUUCAAAGAGCAAAAGUUAUUAGAGACAAGCGGACGAACAAAAGCAAGGGUUUUGGUUUCGUCAGUUUCAAAGAUCCCGGGGACUUCAUUAAGGCCAUGAAGGAAAUGGACGGACGCUACGUUGGUAGCAGACCAAUAAAGCUAAGGAAGAGCACGUGGAAGAAUCGCUCACUGGAUGUAGUGAGGAAGAAAGAGAAAGAGAAGGCUGCUCUGCUCUCACAACUCAUGUCAGGAAAUAAAAGUUGACAUGCAACAAUAGAAAGUGACGUGUGAAUUGACAGUUAAAUUCACUUAUAUCAAUAAAGUUAUUUUAUUUUA